UUGGCAGGAUCAACACAUAAUACAAAACAACACAACACAAGCAAACACACAAAAUAAAACAAAAAAACAUUAAAAAACAAAACAUGCCAACCCGUACAUCAGAUACUUUUCGAAAAUGUCCCCUCGAUUAUACCAAGGAGCGCAGGUGGGAACAAGACUAUUUAAAGGUCAAGUGCGCUGAGCUGGGCUUGGAAAAUGAGUAUAUUUUGUAUCAGAGACGACAGAAGACCAGUUAUCUGAGGGUUUUCUAUCUGCUACAUAUUCUUGCGACCAUUUUUCACUGUACAGUGAUACUAUUAUUUUGCGCUCAUGCCCGUCCAAUCUUAUUCGAUGUCGGUGUUUAUGUGAUCACCGCUGUCCUCAUUCUAAGUAUACUUAGCAUCAAUUUCAACGAGGAGUAUGUGCUGCGUAAGACUUGGAUUUUGUCAGCUACUUCAGUGGCAGCUGCCCUGAUUCUGGUACUUGCGGAUCUCCUGCAAGGCACGUUUCAUUACUACCAGAACGAUUGGAUGUUGGCCACCUCCUACGAUACUUAUACCAUCCUGAUAAUCUACAUGUUCCUGCCGAUACCCUCACUCCUGGGUUCUGUGCUGCUGGCUUCGACGGUGUCCAUUCUGUUCAUUACGUACUUCAUGAAAGUCGUCGCCACGCGAUUCCAUUACUUCAGUAUGGAGAAAAUAGAUGCGUAUAAUCAGAUUAGUGUGGAUAUCUUGCACUACAUCUGCUUCAACCUACUGGGAAUCUUCUUCCGAAUUAUAAAUGACAAUGUUGUGCGCUCCUCCUUCUUGAACCGGCGUCAGUACAUAAUGGAGAAGAUCUGGCUGCGCAAUGCUCGCAUCCAGGAGAAGACGCUACUCGAUAGUAUUAUCCCGCCGCAGAUAGCAAAGCCAAUUCAGGACGAUAUAAAAAGCAGGCUUGCCAGAAAGGGUGAACUGAAGCGCUCAAAUCACGUCAUGGAGCAAAUCGUGGCCCUUCAGAUCCAUCCCGAGGUCAGUAUCUUGUAUGCGGAUGUGGUUAACUAUACGCAAUUGACGACGACCCUGAAUGUGGAGAGGCUUGUGAGGCUGCUGCACGACCUGUACGGAAGGUUCGAUUUGGCAGCCAAGCAGUUUCAGGUUCAGCGAAUCAAGUUCUUGGGGGACUGCUACUACUGUGUGGCUGGUCUAAUGCGCCCCAAUCCCGACCACGCCAAGUGCUGCGUGGAUCUGGGCCUGUCCAUGAUCGCGCACAUUCAAGAAGUGCGGAGGGAAAACGAAGUGGACAUCGAUAUGCGCAUUGGAGUUCAUUCGGGCAGUUUAAUUGCAGGAGUCAUCGGAGAGGCGAAGCUACAGUACGAUGUAUGGGGAACCGACGUAACCAUUGCCAAUAUGCUAGAGUCCACCGGUGUGCAAGGCUAUGUCCACAUCAGUGCCAGGACUUUGAACGAAUUGGAUCAAACUGAUCAGUACUCCAUAUUUCCCGGCACAGAUGAAGCUUUGGCCAGUGCCUUUCUGCGGGAAAACAGUAUCAAAACCUACUUGCUGACAGGUGAGAUAACUUUGGAUCCUGACACAUACAGAUUGGACAGUUGGGGGUCGUUGUCCUUGUCGGCACUUGACAUACACGACAGGCCGGAAUUGGACGUUCGCAAUCAAUUGGUUAGUGGCCCCAACAAUUCGAUCAACGAUGAGCUGCGUGAAGAGUUUAAAAAUAUGCCAGUCAGUGGCAUUGCACUUGGCCAGUUUGGUUCAGCCUGUUGCGGAAAUAAAUCUGAGGCUAAGACUGAUUCCGAUCAGCCCAUCCAUAAUUUAUGUCUGCAUUUCAACGAUCCUGUUUUGGAAUGGAAGUACUUGACCCAGCCAGACUACAUGUUCAAGUACAGCAUGUUGCUGGCCUGGUGCAUUGGAUGUAGCCUGGUGUACGUUCAGUUGGUGGAGAGCCUCGAUCCAUGCGACAUGUGCAUUGUGAUUGACUUUUUCGCGUUCAUUACCCUGACCGUUUUGCUUGUGAUAGCCUGGUACAAAAAGAUAUGCUGGUGGAUGUAUGGUCGCAGCGAGAAGAUCCUCUAUGACAAGUGGAACUGCAUGAUAUUUCGCGCCCACGACAAGAUCGUGCGUCACAUGACGCUGCGUAUUUGUAUCUACAUAUUCAUCUUAACCACGUAUUUCUCCAUCAUCGUUAUCAUAGUGCUUAACUGCAAUUGGGAAGAGUUCCAAAUGAUGGACAUUGAGAGCAAACUCUAUCACUACGAACUGGAUCUCAACAUGUGCUUUCAUCCCUGGGUGGUCACAAAUAUGGUGGCACUGAUCAUUAGCAUCAGCUUCACAUUCGCUCGUAUACCGUUCAUGGUCAAGACGGUCGUCACUCUCUCGUUGACGACUGUCUAUAUGGUGAUUGUAUUUUUCCAGUUCCAGUUCAUUUUCCAUCAUAGUGCUACCAUCAAUCCAUGGUUUCCCUCGGAAAAUGCACAUGGUAUGCGUAUUUUAAUCACCCUGAUCACGAUGUACCUGAAGGAGCGGCAUUCAGAGUUCAACAAUAAGAUUGGCUACAAAUGGAGCGUCGAGUUAAGGAGAAAGCAAGAGGAUGCCGAUAAAACCAACCAAUCCAUUUCAAUUGUUCUGAACAACAUACUUCCCGGUCAUGUCGUCAACGUCUACAUUACAACUCUAGCCAGGCAUGAGCUCUACUAUGAGGAGUAUAAAAUGGUCUCCGUUAUGUUUGCCUCGCUGGAGAAUAUUAAAAUGGACCUGAGAAACCUGCGCAUGCUGAACGAGAUCAUCAGGGAGUUUGAUAGAUUGUUGAUUCAUUAUCAGGAGUACUACGUGGUUGAGAAGAUCAAGAUUGUUGGCGGCACUUAUAUGGCAGCAUGUGGAUUGGAUGUGAACUAUGCCGAUCGCAUCAACAACCGGUUUGUGAAGCACGAUUCACUUUUGGAAGAGGUGGAGCAAGCACAACGCAAACGCAAAUCUUCCUGUGUGGGAAAACAUGAAGAGCUGCACGAGGAGGUUGUCUUUGUGAUGGCCACGUUUGCCUUGGACCUAAUGCGCACCCUCUGGACAGUUAAGAAAGCCUACGAAGAACUCAAACUGUAUUAUGAUCGUUCUUUAAUAUGCGGUGACAUGUCCAUUGGCAUCUCCAGUGGUGAGGUGAUGGCCGGAGUCGUUGGCGCCUCUCACCCACAUUAUGACAUCUGGGGGAACCCCGUUAACAUGGCUUCCCGGAUGUACUCCACCGGCCAGAUCGGACACAUUCACGUGACCGAGGAAACAGCCAUUCUGUUGCGUGAAUUUGGCGUUGAGUGCAUCUAUCGUGGGAUGACAUUUGUGAAGGGCGCUGGCAAAAUUCCCACAUACUUUGUUGCCAUUGAUGAUGAUUAUCACUUUGUGCCCGUGACGCAGUGGAGUCUAACCACCGACCGACGGCAAUCGCUUCCUUUAUUUUGUGCAGCUGACGCAAACAGUAUCAGCUCCAAAGAUGAUUAAUCCGUCAAUAGUUAUGGCAUUAUAUGUAUAUGUAGCAGAAAAAAAAUCCUCUUACUGUAAUAAAAUUUACUGCCAGUGA
Messenger RNA from Drosophila obscura, 3540 nucleotides. RefSeq names its product adenylyl cyclase X E-like. The coding region runs from base 84 to 3461 and encodes 1125 amino acids. The transcript has 12 exons. The record is from RefSeq and is a predicted model, not a curated record. Gene Ontology annotation, molecular function: adenylate cyclase activity. Lineage: Eukaryota; Metazoa; Arthropoda; Insecta; Diptera; Drosophilidae. Gene Ontology annotation, biological process: intracellular signal transduction; cAMP biosynthetic process; adenylate cyclase-activating G protein-coupled receptor signaling pathway.